AUGGCCGCAACUCCUGGCAUGCAGAAUGCGACUCUGCCCACACUCGAUAGGCUCGGGGUCAAGCUUGCUGACGAUGUAGACAUCGAUGCCCUCAAGAUUGCUCGAGAAUGGUUCUCUUCCUUCUCUCAAGCCAUCCAAGCUGGCUCUGUCUCCGAUGUUCUUUCCCUUCUCUUAGAUAACGGUUCGGACACUUGGUGGCGCGACAUCAUCUCCCUCACGAACGACAUUCGUACCUUCUACGGCGAAUCCCUCCCCCAGUUCCUCUCCGAUCGCGUCGUGGGCUCCAGUGGUCAAUUAUCCGAAUUCAAACUCGAUGAAUCAUCCAUAGCGAUAGAGCGCCCAUACGCCGAUAUCGUGUGGAUCCAAGCAAUGUUCACUUUCCGAUCACCGACCAGAAGCUCCUCAGGCAUCUUCCGCCUCGUACCCACCUCAUCCAUCACAGGCUCCUGGCUCGCUCACUCCAUCUUCACCAACCUCGAAGGUCUCAACGACUUCCCGGAACAAAUCAAGGAUCUUCGCGAGCAGGCCCCGAAUCACGGUAAAUGGCAUGAGAAGCGCAAGAGGGAGAUCGAGUGCUUGGACGAGGACCCGAAGGUGAUCGUCGUUGGUGGCGGACAGGCUGGGCUGGAGAUCGCUGCGAGGCUGAAGUAUCUGGGUGUCAAGACGCUGGUAGUGGAGAGAGAACCGAGAGUGGGAAACUUGUGGAGGAAGAGGUAUGAGGCGUUGUGUUUGCAUGAUACUGUUUGGUACGAUCACAUGCCCUACCUUCCUUUCCCUCCGACUUGGCCUGUAUUUGCCCCGGCUCCAAAGCUCGCAGACUGGCUAGAAAACUACGCCCACUCUCUCGAACUCGAUGUCUGGACCUCCUCAACCAUCCUCUCAUGCACGCAAGAUCCUACGACCCAUACAUGGUCCCUCAGCAUCUUACGCCCCGAUGGGACCGUACGAAAAUUUGAAAACAUCAAGCAUCUGGUGAUGGCGGUGGGUUUGGGUGGUGGAGUCAUGAGGAUGCCGAGCGUGGAGGGGGCGGAUGCGUUCUCUGGCAAGAUCAUGCACUCUGGGCGGUUCAAGACUGCGAAGGAACAUAUCGGGCAGAAAGUUGUCGUCGUCGGGGCUUGUACAUCUGCACAUGAUAUAUGCCUGGAUCUGAGUGAUCAUGGAGUCGAUGUGACGAUGUUCCAGCGAAGCUCGACCUAUGUCUUGUCCACAAAACACGGGGUGACAACUCUAUUUGGUCAAUACUACAGCGAGAACGGACCCCCGGUGGACAUUGGCGACCGAUUGAAUGUGUCUUUCCCAAACUACUUCGCCAAGCUCUUACAUCAGAGGCUGGUCCACGUCAUUGCGGAGAAGGAUAAAGAGACUCUAGAUGGUCUUAGACGAGUGGGCUUCAAACUCAACUGGGGAGAACAGGACGCGGGCUUCAUACUUUCAGCCUGGAAUAAAGCAGGGGGUUAUUACCUCGAUGUUGGGGGUAGCCAAGCCAUCAUCGACGGGCGUAUCAAACUGAAGUCUUCAGGCCAGAUCUCACGCUUCAUAAAGAACGGCCUGUUAUUCGAUGACGGAAGCACCUUAGAUGCAGACGUUGUUAUCUUUGCCACCGGCUACGGCGACACCCGCGACACCUGGCGUAAAAUCAUAGACCCGGCUACCGCGGACAAGCUUAAACCAAUUUGGGGAUUGGACAAGGAGGGCGAGAUUCAGAGCGCAUGGAGGGAUUCAGGCGUCGAGGGACUUUAUUGUAUGAUGGGGAAUCUGGCGCUGUGUAGGUUCUAUUCGAAGUCCUUGGCGCUGCAGAUCAAAGCGAUGGAGGAGGGCAUCUUCGGGGAGAGGUAUUCGAUUUAG
Messenger RNA from Stereum hirsutum FP-91666 SS1, 1845 nucleotides. RefSeq names its product FAD/NAD-P-binding domain-containing protein. Gene Ontology annotation, molecular function: N,N-dimethylaniline monooxygenase activity; NADP binding; flavin adenine dinucleotide binding. Lineage: Eukaryota; Fungi; Basidiomycota; Agaricomycetes; Russulales; Stereaceae. Bases 1 to 1845 code for a protein of 614 amino acids. The transcript is spliced from 11 exons. The record is from RefSeq and is a predicted model, not a curated record.